Phaeoacremonium minimum UCRPA7 is the source of this 840-nucleotide messenger RNA. RefSeq names its product putative deoxyribose-phosphate aldolase protein. The coding region runs from base 1 to 840 and encodes 279 amino acids. Gene Ontology annotation, molecular function: deoxyribose-phosphate aldolase activity. NCBI's taxonomy places the organism in Eukaryota, Fungi, Ascomycota, Sordariomycetes, Togniniales, Togniniaceae. Gene Ontology annotation, biological process: deoxyribonucleotide catabolic process; carbohydrate catabolic process. The transcript has a single exon. The record is from RefSeq and is a predicted model, not a curated record. Gene Ontology annotation, cellular component: cytoplasm.
AUGGCCGCAUCACCCGGCCCAAGGGCCAUCAAGGUCAGCCUCUCCACCAUCGCCAAAACCAUCGACCACUCUCUCUUGCACCCCACCAUGACAGACGCCGAGAUCGAAGCCGGCCUGCAGACCGCCCGCAGCUACAACGUCGCCGCCGCGUGCAUCAAGCCGUACAGCAUCGCGCAGGCGCGGCGCGUCCUCGCCGGCUCGGACGUCCGCGUCUGCGCCGUCGUCGGCUUCCCGCACGGCAGCUCCACGCGGGCGGCCAAGGUCGCCGAGGCGCAAGAGGCGGUGCGCGCCGGCGCGGCCGAGGUCGAUGUCGUGGUCAAUGUGGGCAAGGUGCUGGGCGGGCAGUGGGGCUAUGUCGAGGAGGAGAUCGCGGCUGUGAAUGAGGUUGUUACGAGCACGGCUGUUGGGGAUGGGGCGGCGGAUGGAGAAGGAGAGAAGAAGAAGACAGCUAUCCUGAAAGUGAUCUUCGAAAACGACUACCUGCAGGAGGAGCACAUCGCGCGACUAUGUGAGAUCUGCACGCGAGUGAAGGUGGCAUUCGUCAAGACGAGCACGGGGUACGCGAUGGUCAAGCAGAGCAACGGCAUGUACAGUUACAAGGGGCCGACGGUCCCGCACCUGAAGCUGAUGAGGGAGAAGUCUGGCCCGGAGGUGCAGAUCAAGGCAGCUGGGGGGGUGAGGACCCUGGAUGACUUCUUGUUUGUGAUGAGUCUGGGCGUCACGAGGGUGGGUGCUACUGCGACGGCGGCGAUUUUGGAGGAUGCGAAGGAAAGAGGGAUUGGGGAGACGCAGGUUGAGGUGGCUUUGAAAGAGAUAGGAAGCGUCGGUGGUGGAUACUGA